This is a messenger RNA of Tetranychus urticae (two-spotted spider mite), 2047 nucleotides long. RefSeq lists its product as uncharacterized. NCBI's taxonomy places the organism in Eukaryota, Metazoa, Arthropoda, Arachnida, Trombidiformes, Tetranychidae. The record is from RefSeq and is a predicted model, not a curated record.
AAGAAUCAAAAUCUGCAAUUAAAGAUUUCAACAUUUCAAGUGACUUUCAAAAUAACCUGAAUAAAAGCUAUUAGCAACCAAAACUCAUAAGAUUUUAUUUGAUGAUCUUUUGAAGAGCAUAAACUUCCAAUCCCAUUUAGAUGUUAUUGUCAGUGUUUAGAUGGUGAAUUAUUCAGAAUCGCAGUGAAUCAAUUGGAUAUGUUGAGAGCUAAACACAUUGGAAUUGUAUCGAAAUCGGUUCGGUAUGUGAUUGGGUUCCAAUCGAGUGAUAUUAAUGACACUGUAGCAAUAAAAUAUUUAAAGCAACUCGAAUCAAUGUGCAUAUCAUACAAUAUAUUGCCAAACGGAUUUUCCCAAGAUCCAAGUGUAACACCAUCAAAAUGGACUAAAACAAAAUCCAUCCUUUACAUAAGCGUAAUGACCAUUAAUAUUAUACACUUUAUAUUGUUGAGUGCCUUUGAUCUGCCAGAUGAAUGGCAUCUUCUUCUUGGUGACUUUUUUCAUGGUCAUCCGAAUGGUCGUUUCUUUUGGCUCUUCUGUUUAAAUUUAUCUGUUUUUGGUGAAGUGAUAAGACACCAUUGGAUAUUUUUGGCUAGAAGAGGUCACUUGACAACCUUUAAGUUGGAACAUUUAAUAUAUUCAAAGGGAUUCAAGAGUCGAGUUUUAUUUAUGGAUCGAUUUUACUGCAAAAAGUUUCGUUUUGUUUCAACUAAUUUAGCUAUUUUUUGGGUGAGGAUAACAUAUUGCCUUACAAUUAGCUUUGCACCAAUUUUAAUCUUCAUUGUUCAUUCAGCAUCUAAACUGCCGCAAACGUCGCAACAGUAUAUUUACACUGGCUUUUGGCUUCUCAUCAGUUAUCUUGGAAUCUCUUGUACCGUCAGCAACUUAAUGUUAUCUGGUGGGUUAGCUACAGUUCAAUUGUCUUACUUUUACUACAAAGUUGCUCAUGUAGCCCGAACUGUGCAAGAUCUUUCCAUGAAAAGAAGACGAUCGAAAAAUGCCGACUAUUUACUAGAUUACAAAGCUAUUGUUUGUGAGAUUAUUAAAUACCAAAAUGAAACUGAACACUGUAAUAUUGGCGUUAGAAACUGGUUCAUAUUCGUUUACAUCGGCCUUUCUGCUGUUGACAAUUUUGGAGUUUACACUGCAGUUUUUGUUCACAUUGAUCGCGGAUUCAUGGACUUUUUCAUUUUGGGUGUUUCCAUGAUUGGCUUUGUAUCCAUUGGAGCUUGUUCAUACACCAAUGGAGUCAUAUUGACAAAGAUGAUCUCAUGUUGCAAGAAUCUAAGGAAAGCAACUAGCCGUUUGAAAUUGAAUGCAGAAACCUUCAUAAAGGAAACUGAUUUAGAGGAGCGACUUUCAAGAACUGAUAUUGCAUUCACUAUUGGUCAACUUUUGGAUAUGACUACUCGAGUUUUUGUUAUUUAUUUGAUCGAAAACAUUUGCCUCAUCAUGAUGUUUAAAGUCAACUUUCAAUGAACGCCAACCAUCAAACACAUAUUAUGCCUACUCUUUGCUGGAUUGAACUUAAAAUUUAGUGGUAAAGCAUUUGCUCAGAAUCGAUCAAUAAGUAUUCCGAUACGCUGUUGAAUCUCAGUUUAUUUUAACAAAUUGAUUGGUUGGUAUAUUCCUAGAUCAUGGAAACAUAACAUUACGCUAGAAAAUAUUAUUUAUUCAAUACUUCUGAAUGGAUAUAAUUAUAGUUAUAAUACAUGAAUAUGUAUUAUAACUUCGGAUGUUUACAUCAAAGAAACUUGCAUUAUGUUUCAAAGGGUAUAAUGUUUACAAAUUCAACAAUAUUAAUGAAUACAUAAAGUUUCAUUAAGAACACAACUUUCAUAAACUCGCCAAGUUUCACUUUUGGAUACAACAACACAAUUAAUUUUAACCCGUUUACUUUUAUGGAAACAAGUGGAAACCCCGAUCAUAAAUGAUCGUAAUUUCUUUCCACUGUAUACAAUAAAUUUUAUCGAUAUUUAAAAACUCAAAUUCUUGAUGAAAACCAUCGUCAAUGUAGAAAACUAAUAAAAUAAAAUCUGUUUCUAAA